Messenger RNA from Mya arenaria, 3028 nucleotides. RefSeq lists its product as uncharacterized. The record is from RefSeq and is a predicted model, not a curated record. The transcript is spliced from 8 exons. Gene Ontology annotation, cellular component: Mis6-Sim4 complex; kinetochore. Lineage: Eukaryota; Metazoa; Mollusca; Bivalvia; Myida; Myidae. Bases 244 to 1047 code for a protein of 267 amino acids.
CACUUAACUUUAAUAGGAAAAUAUUUAUUGAACACUGUACAUGUCUAUCAGUUUGGGAUAAUUGAUGAUGUGUUUCUUGGCGGUGUUUUUGAAAAGUUAAAGCUAAACAUCGUAAACAUAACGCACCAGUUAUUUGUAACCACGGCCCCCAGGUGCGGGGAAUGGCAGGGACUUUGACUUUCGGUCCAGCCAAUCCCUGGUCAAAUGCCCAUGCACCCUGGGACAUCCUAGUGUAAAUAAAAAAUGGAUUUUCUUGAGCAAUGUGACACAGACAGAAGAGCUGAGGAGGAAGAAAGAAGAUUACAGAAACAACGACAGGAGAUUCUGAACCGACUGGAAAUUUUGCAACAGAAAAAUCAACAGCUGACCAAGGAAGUGUUUGCCUCUCCGGACUGUGCUGAUCUGGACCAUGACAUUCAUCAACUUCGGGAUAUCUUGGAGAUAUACAGAUUCACUGGCACAAGUUUGUUACCAGAGGCUUACAAGAGCAAGGAAUGUUUCACUUUGAGGUUUGAUCCCCUGUACCAGAACCAGGCUCCAUCCCAGGAUUUCUACACCCUUCAGCUAUCUGCCAAGGGAGGCAAAUCUGUGGUGACCCAACACAGUUUACCUCCCUUCAUCCCCUUGGAGGAAAUGGAAAAAAACUUGUUAGGUGAAGAGGAUGAUAUACAGGGCUUUGUGAAUACAAUAUCCAGCUUCCUAUAUUCCUAUACACAGCGAUGUGAAGGUCUCAAACAUGCUCGGAGAGAGUUUGCAGAUUUUAUCUCUGAAGAACCCGAGGUGGACCUACCUGUGACAUACGUGCGCCUGUCUGUCCGCGUAGAUGAGUAUUCACCAGCUGCCCAUGUAACGCUGCAGUACACACUGGAUUCCCAUCUACCCAGCACUGUUGAAGUUGACCUUGAAACAGCAGACCUUGAAGGAAGUAAAGUGUCAAAGAAACGGCUUGAAAGACUAUCAGAGAAAAUGACUGGCCUUCUUUGUGGCGAACCAAUAUUUGAUGCAUUGUUAGGUGUUGUGCAGUUACUGAAAAAAAUGUCUAGCUGAGACAAAUAACAAGUGGUUGACCUGUUGAUACUUGUUCAGUUUGAAACACAAUUUCAUAAGUUGUAUUUAAUUCUUAAAAGGGUUACUUAUGCUUUUCGGCAAAAGUGCAUUUCUGUCUAAUUUUUAAAUACUUUUUAACAACAGAGCUCUAUUUUGUUUUAUCAUUGAAACAAGCAUCUUGUUCAAAUUAAAUCAAAGUUUAGUUUUUCAAUUGAUAAUUAAACAUGAAAUGAGUCCAUUAAAAAGAGAACAGUCAUUAUGAAGUGUAACAGAAAAUGUUCUGUGGUUGCCAACAAUGACAGUGUACAAGAGUUGCUGCUUCUGUUACUACUUCAUUCACUGCUUCAUUAACUGUUUUCUGCUUCAGUUACCACUUCAAUUUCUGCUUUAGUGACUGCUUCAUAACUGUGCAGUUUCUGCUUGAUUAACUGCUUAACUUACUUCUUCAGUUACUCUUUCAGUUUCUGCUUUCUGUAAUGCUUUAGUUACUGCUUCAGUGACUGGUUCAGUCUCAAACACAGUUCAAAUGAAGCUGUUACAGCUUAGGGCUGAGAGAAAGAACAUAAGUAUUCAAGUUGAAGUAAUGAAGCAGAUUAAUAAUUUCCAAUUAAGAUUACACAGGAUUAAGACAGUCCCAUGGAUAAGCUGUAUUUACCCAUCUCUGGUACAAAUAUUUGAGGUCCGAUUAGUGGAUUUAUCCAGCUAUUUUUGUAAAUCAAUGAAUACUGAUUAUUACCCAUGCCGUUCAAAGAAGUUUGUCUGCAACUAGAUUUUUAUCUGAUGAAUUUUCAAAUCUUACCUAAAAAAUGAUGCCACAGUGUUUCAAUAUAUAAAGAAGGCAACCUGUUUUCAGUGUAUACAUGUUUGUAUUUAAGAUCAUCAUGUCAAUUAUUUAAGUAAGGUCAUCCUAAAAAUAUAUUGGCUGAUAAUUUAGAAAUGGUAAAAAGAUUUAUUGAUGUCAGACUUUUGUUUACAUGUAUGUAAACUUUUGUGUUACAGUCGGAGACCAGUAGUCAUGCAAAUAUCUUUUGGAAUUCUCUAAUUAUACCUGUAACAGGCUCUUUUAAGCCUAAACAAACCUUGACUUGGUAUGAACCUGUGCAACGAUUGUCUUUCAUUGUUACAACAUAUGGCUUAUAAUUUUAUGCACUAAUGAAACUUAAAAGGUUUAAUGUCUUUUUUGUUGACAUCAUUUGACUGUUAUUGCUAGAACAGUAAAUCACUAAUCUUUAGUGAUUUACGGUUCUAAGCAAUAACAGUCAAAUGAUGUCAAAAAAAUCGACAUUAAACCUUUUUAGUUUCAUACGUUUAUAAAAACAUAAGCCAUAUGUCCCCUGGAAUUCAGACCAAAAUCCCCUGGGAAGCCUCUCAGAAAUAUGGCAUGUAUGCUAAACAAGUGGUACACUCGUGGCAUUUUCAAUCUGUUCCAUUUUAAAAUAGACUGAAAGUAACAUAUAGCAUUGUGACUAGGUAUAUAAGAAUGUUUUAAUUAUAUGUGCAUCUGCAAGCAAUAUGAAGUGCAUAAAACACUUGUUCCUAUAAAUACACUUGUUCCUAUAAAUACACUUGUUCCUAUAAAUACACUUGUUCCUAUAAAUACACUUGUUCCUAUGAAUACACUUCACGCAAAGUUUAAUGACCUCUUGAAACAAAAUAGUGCAUAAUUGAAAUGUAAUUUAACAAGAAGUAACUUUUCUUCUAAAUGAUUAUAAUUAUUGAUGUAUAAAAUGAAAGAGUUAUUGGUAUUGAAUGUUACUCCAAGGGGUUUGUAUUCAACUUUCAUGGACCUGCAAAAAUUUACUUGAGGCUCUUUUUACUCCCGGUUCAACAUGCGGUACAAAUAACCCUUUUGUAUUAUGUUUGUACUUAUGAUUAACAAUCUGACUGGCCUUUUACUGGUACAUGUUUAAUGUUUUAUCACAUUUUAUUUUACUUUUAUCAUCUUUAUAUUGUUGAUUUAAAUAAAACACCCAUAGCAACA